This is a messenger RNA of Quercus robur (English oak), 1534 nucleotides long. Its product is annotated as U-box domain-containing protein 27-like. The record is from RefSeq and is a predicted model, not a curated record. Bases 106 to 1368 code for a protein of 420 amino acids. Lineage: Eukaryota; Viridiplantae; Streptophyta; Magnoliopsida; Fagales; Fagaceae. Gene Ontology annotation, biological process: protein ubiquitination. Gene Ontology annotation, molecular function: ubiquitin protein ligase activity. The transcript has a single exon.
CCCCUCUCUCUCUCUCUCUUCCUUCUUUGUCUCUUUCUUUUGCUCCAAACUUUCUCGGUGAAUUUUCUCGCCCUCCAAACAGAAUUGUAAAAACUGAAAAAAAAAAUGGUGAGGGAUGACUUGUACAUAACGGUGCCGAGUUUCUUCAGGUGUCCGAUCUCGCUGGACGUGAUGAAGUCACCGGUGAGUCUGUGCACCGGAGUGACUUACGAUAGGUCCAGUAUCCAGCGGUGGCUGGACAACGGUAACAACACGUGUCCGGCCACGAUGCAAGUCCUUGACAGCAAGGAGAUCGUCCCCAACCGCACACUACAGCGCCUAAUCCAGAUCUGGUCUGACUCGGUCCGUAAGGGCCGAGUUGACUCGCCCGAGUCACCUCCUUCUGUACCCUCGCUACACCAAGUGAAGGACCUAAUCAAGGACCUGUCGAGCCAAACAGAAAGUAACAGUUCCUUGGAAUCCUUGUCGAAGAUUCUUUGCUUCGCGAGAGAAUCGGAGGAGAACCGAAAGUCUCUGGCGAGAAUGGACGGCUUCAUUGUCACGCUCGUUGAAUUUCUUGGCAAUGCCGGUGAAGGAACGUGUAGAAAUUACAACCACCAUUUUCUUGAACAAGUGGUUAUGGUUUUGGAAUCGGUGCUGAGCAAAGUCGAAGAACAAGAGCAGCUGAGGGAUUUGUUUUUGAAGACGGACCUCGAUUCCUUAGCCUCAAUUCUUCAGGUUUUACAGCAAGGAAGCACAGAGGCGAAAAUCGCAUCGGCUAGGGUUUUGGAAACAAUCGCAAACGACGCGGAAUCGAAGCUCAUAAUCGCAGAAAAGGAAAACUUAUUAGAGGAAUUACUGAAACUAAUAUCUCCAGAAAACGAAUCAUCUGUAAUCGAAGCAGGACUGUCAUGCUUGAUCCGAAUCUCAAUGCCGAAACGAGCGAGAUCGAAACUGGUCCAACUCGGGGCAAUAAAAUCGGUGGCGAAACUGAUUUCGGAUCCGAACCCGUCGUCAACGGUGUCGAUAACAGAAAAAUCGCUGAAGGUGAUGGAAAUGAUGUCGUCGAGCAAAGAAGGUCGGUCGCAAAUAUGCGAUGACGUGGCAUGCAUAGCGGCAAUAGUCCAGAAGGUUCUGAAAGUAUCGAGUGUAGCGACGGAGCACGCGGUGACGAUACUGUGGAGCGUGUGUUACCUGUUCCGUGACCAAAAGGCACAAGACGUAGUAGCCAAAGCCAAUGGCUUAACCAAGAUUUUGUUGCUAAUGCAAAGCAAUUGCUCGCCUUCUGUUCGCCAAAUGGCUGCUGAUAUGCUCAAGAUCUUUCGUGUCAAUUCCAAGUCUUGCCUUUCUAGUUACGAUACUAAAACCACACAUAUCAUGCCGUUUUGAUGUCAUACUGUGCCUCUACCUGUACCUGUGGAGCCCCUUAAUUUGUAAUUUUUUUCUUUUUUAGUUUUAGUUAGUGAAACUAGAAAAUUUCUCUUUCUGUUUUAAGAGAUGGAAAGGGGAAAAAGAAUAUUUUCAUUUGUAAAUCAAAAGGAAAUUUUGGUUUUUA